AUGACUUAAAUAUUUUUUGUACUUCUACAUUUUUGCCAAAUUAGAAUCUUUGUUACUUGUAAUUGCUAAAAUAAUACAAUUUAUACAUAACAUGUAUAUCCUUAGUGACAUAUUUUGUGUUAAUUGUACAGAGACAAGUUGUUAUUCAUUAACAUAUUUGCCUCUUGUUUCAUUAGUUUAAUUAAAAAAUUGAAGUAGACAAAUUGGUACAUGUGAAACAAGUUGAAUUUGACAAGAAAUAUUCUAUAGUCUGUACAUUUGCCCGAUUUCCCCCUAGCCAUUUUAAUUUCUCUUCUCUUGAUCAAACAAUCAAUUGUGCCGUCGCUUCUUCUGCCACAGAAGAAUCGAAUCACAAAGGAUUAUUGGUCAAACUGCUUCCACGAUGUACGUACGAAUUAUAACGCCAAUAAUUCGAGAAUAAAAAAAAGUAGAAAAAAAUAAGGAAUUUUGGAGCAAUUUUCCAUUUCUCACGAGGCGUUGAACUCUCCAGUUUACUUUGGCCUGAAUUCGGCUCUGAUAUUAGCGUACGUGUCGGGUCUUCGUGCCGGUUACGGCACUGUCGUAACACGUGUAAAGCGCAUCCAGAGUAGGAGAGAACGCUCUUCGAGGUUUAGGCGGGACAGUUCACGGCGACCGUUGACGGCGCGCGGUUGCAUUCGUUUGCCGUACCGGUGCAUGCAUUCGGUGCAGUCGGCGUUGCAAUUCGAACACUCGGCUGCGUGCGAGCUGAUGUUCAGUCUCGGUGUGCCGGUUUCGCGGUGUAUUAACGAGUGACACUUGUGUAACAAUUAUUAUUGCACACACAAACACACACAUACAUACACACACACACACACCCACACACACACACGCACGCACAUCAUCUGCUUCAUAGAACAGCUGCAGUUUUCGGGGUUUAAGCCAAGCGAGGACAAUUGACGAGGGUAAAGACCUUGGUUCUACCUAAUACUACCCUUCUAACAGUCAGCUUGAUCUAACGCGGGUUUCUCUCUUGCAUCGCCAAAGCGAGCGACCUUCUGUCGUCAUUCUCUCCUCUUGUGUCCGUAACGUUAGAAUAAAACGCAUAGACCGACUGUACACAGAAGAAUAUAUAAGAUAAAUGUACUUAUUCCCGGACAUAUAUUUAAUCCUGGACAUUUUUAUUGUUUUGAUACUUAAAUACGAAUAUUUAAACUUUUAACAUAGAAUAUAUAUUCAAUAUAUACAAAUAUAUUCUCUUUAUGUAAAAAUAUUCGUACUUAAAGACCAAAACAAUAAGAAUGUUCAGAAUUAGAUACGUAGCUAGGCAUUGAUACUUUUGUCUUAAUGCAUUCAAACAAUUGGUUUCAUAAGUUUGUACAUCCGCAAAUCUAUCAAAUUCAUAAAUUCUAAUAAGUAAAUUAAAGCGAAGAUUUGGUUUGCUUAUAUACUACGUAGAGUCAAACCAACGUUUUCUCUUCGAUUUAUAAUAUUCUUAUAAAAAAAAUAAAUUUUUUUUUAGUACAUACUAAUGAGCUUCUCUAAAAUGUUUGAUGAGAGAGAAUAUAUUUUAUAUCAAGAAAGUAUUUCUAAUAACCAUUAUUUAAGAAAAAAUAAAAUAAAUGUGUAAUCACUUUCGUUUUUUAGCAGUAGAAUAUUUUUCUGUGUGCAAUGUCGUUUAUUUAAAAAACUUCUGAUGAAUAUAUUUUAAGACCAUUAUGAAGAACUAUUUUUUACUGAAGAUAACCAUUAUGUAAAAGUAAAUUAAGUAAUUUCUUAGCGAUAAAAUAUUUUUUCUAUACGUAAUAUCGUCCCCAUGCACUUUGUUAUAAUAAAAUCUCCUAAAUUUGUAAUAGAGACAAAUAUAUAUCUGUGACAUUUAGCACUACCCAAAGAUGUGUAUAAAGGAAACUACAAUUUAUCAAUUUUUUUCUCAGAAUCGCUCAUCCGCGUAAUCGAUACUGAGAAGUAUCUAAUCAAGGUAUUUUAUCGUUCACUUUGACGAGAGGUCCAGUACUGAAUGAAUAAACUUCACACAGACUGUCCCCUGUGAUCCCUUUCGCGAAGAGGAGAAAGGACGAAUUGGAGAAAUGCUCUGGCGAAGUGCAGUCAAUGCGCUGCUUGUCAAUCGGAUUUUAAUACACACACGGCACGGUACGCAGUGGUAGAUCCAGUUGACGUUCAUUAGCCUCCAUUAGCCGACAGAAUGCCAACGGUAUUCAGUCCGCUAAUGUGCCCUCCACGUGCUCGAAACUCGAUCAGUUGGGGCGUAAUCGGCGCUAGUAAUGCACCAGAUGCAACGCAAGUUACGUGCACGAUGUAAACGUAACGUGCCUUUUACGACGGGAUACUCGGCGCAAUGUUUAUGCGACACGUCGUAACAGGUGACGCGUGCACAUUCAAAUGUAAAAUCAUGAGCGCCGGUUCGGCGAGUCGCGUUAUUUCUCUUCCGCAGGAUAUCGAUCGUGCAUCACUUCCCCUAACGCGAACUCACAAGUGACAAGUGAACAGUUUUAUCUUGAAUUCGUCAGUAGUUCAGAAUUCGUUUUAUCAAAUUCGUCAAUAAAACUUUUAAUUUUUCAAGGACUUCGCGUUGAUGGAAAAGAUAUAUCCAGUAUGUAAAAAAUUCCUCGUGUCUCGUGUUCCCCGGGGAGCUAUAAAGUGAAACCCCGGGGAGAUACAAAGGACGAUUAGAUUAGAUGGGCUUUAUUAGAGUUACUUCACGCAGCGUGCGCGUAGGAGCAAUGGGAGUAUAGUGUUUCAAAGACUGUACGGGAGAGCGCUCUGAUAAAAUUACAAAACAUAUCACACCGACGAAACGUAUCCCGGUGACGAAAGUACUCCAAGGUGAGCCGUGUGGACUACCUUCUAAAGAUGCUGGACCAAACGUUCUACUCCACCCUAACCGCGGAGGAGAGAACCCGAACGUACCCUAUUCGGAAGGCGCGGUGCGUGAUGAUGUCAUCCGGCGAAUCGUCAUCCCCGGUGCAGACGAUAUCCUCCACGGGUUUCGACGUGCCGGACGAAGCCAGGCUGGCGAAAAUCACCCCGACAACGACCCCCUCGCCGACGACGUCGACGAAAACGUCGAAAGCCGACAACGAGACCACGACAGCGGACGCCGACGUGGAGGCGAUAGAGGAAGCGACGCCGAUCGUGCAGAAGACUUUACCCGUGUCGGAAUCGACGUACAAAAUAGAAAGAAACGGAUUCGACAUGGACACGACGAAGACGCUCAACGACCACGAGGAGCCCGACAUGUGUCUGAUCAAUUGUAUCUAUUACACGCAACAGUGUUGCACCUGCACGAUACUUUGAGAUCUCCGGGGAUUCUAACGUGAAUAUCCAAGAAAUGACACCUCCUCGCGAUUCUAUGGAUCGAUCCAUGGGGUCAAUCGCGAGACGCCGUUUUUCGGUGCGAAAUUUAGGAAUCGACAAUAAUGCGCCGUUAGGAGACACUUUGUGAUAUAUACGUAUAUAACAUAUACGAGGACAGUAGAAUAAAUCCUGCGGUGCGACGUUUAGAAAAAAAUUUUUGAUGCGUGUUAAUGCACGCGUGUGCACGCGUAAACGUUCGCGAUCCUCUCCAUUCCCGUCCUUCAUGGCGCAAGAAUCUUCGAUAUUGCAUCGCGUGACGAUAUUUAAUAUCGAGCGCGAUGAUAUUUUGAUUAAAAUAAAACAUUCGAUAGAUGUUUGAUGGAAUAUUCAUUUAGGAGCGACUUGAGAGGCACACGCAUAGAUAAUGAAACUGUAUUUAUAGAAUGUUUUUCUCUGCGAAGGGGAUUUAUCGCAACAUGUGCGCGAGUAUACACUGCCAUAGCGUCAUAAAAAUCGCGUUUGACGUAUACUCAGAGAAAAGGACACAGCAGCUAUUGGUUUCGAACACUGCCAAUGAUUCGAUAACUUCUGGGAAUGAGUAAAAAGCAAGUUCUCCCACUGGACUAUUGGUCGCGUCCCAAACGGUACAGAAGAAAGUGUGUUCAAACCGUUUUGAAAGUCAGUGUACGAGAGACAUUGCAAAAGACACAUGUGAGUCCGCGAACGUUCCCUCGCGCGUGUGUUGUUAUAGAACUAAGCUAUCGCCACAUAUUCGUCUUCCUCAUGACUUGACGUUGAAGCUAGCGAAUCAUACAAGCGAGUUUUCAUGUCGCCCGACCGACACGCUACAGACAGUUCGGUUCACUACAUGAAUUGCUAUCGUGUGUUGGGAGAUCUACGCAGCGAACUGAGCUACCUGCAGCGUACAUGUCAGGAGGCAUCAAAUCGUGCGUCGUGUGACGCUAGCUUUAACAACCGUGACCGUACGUUUGCGAGUGAUCAGUGGUUGUGUUCAGUAGAGCAAGUUGCUUCGCAACUUGUUGGGGAACUCGUGAAUCUGGUUGGCAUAUCCGGCCUUAGAUUCAGCCUAACUUAAGAGCAUACAUCGGUCAGAUUCACAAAUUUUACGACUCGCAAAACUCGUAAAUCUGAUCGCGUGUAUGCUCUUAGAUUCAGCCAGUGUUGGGCAUUUAUCGAUCGAAAUUUUAGCUGAAUAAAAUAAUCAGCAAAUCAAUCAUCAAAGUUAAUUAAUCGUCAUACACAGUACUGGUCAAAAGUUUGAGAUCACCGAUAAAAAUACCUGUCAAGAAUAAUCUAAAUUAUCGUUCAGACCAGAAUUUUUAUUAAUGCUCUCAAACUUUUGACCGGUAUUGUAUAAGAUACAAAUAAUUUCAUCGAUCUAUUGAAACUAAUUAUUAAAAUCAAACAUUAAUAGAUUAUAAACACUGAUUAAUAAUUAAUAAUUAUUAAUAAUUUCAUUAAUAGAUUAAAUGGUGAUGUUAUGUAUGACGAUUCAUUUUCGUGAUUGUUCUAAUUAAUUGAUUUACCGAUUGUUUUAGUCAAAGGAUAUUUCAAUCGAUUGAUGUCCACUGGGUUCAGCCAAGAUUAAGAGCAUACACCAAUCGGGUUCACGGAUUUUGUAACAGUCGCAAAGCAGCUUUCUGCCAAUGGCUUGACAAUUGCUCGUAACAUGUCAGACGGUUGAUCGCGGUUGAUCGGAAUUUGGUAAAAUUGCGAGUCGGAAAGGACAAAUCUAUAGUAUAUAGAGGAUACUGAUACACAGAGUGUACAUAUAUUCCACUUGGAAAAACGAAGAUAAUACAAACAGUAUCAAAACAGUAUUCUCGUUGUUCGUAUAAGGAUGCAUUUAUUACAAACGAGGAGUAACCCGAGAACAAUCACUUCUUAAUGCGUCAGUAACUAGGAAUAGCGUAUUUUGAUAAUAGCGCAGCUGAUGAUUAAAUCGGAUUUUAUUUUGUAA
This is a messenger RNA of Odontomachus brunneus, 5257 nucleotides long. RefSeq lists its product as uncharacterized. The record is from RefSeq and is a predicted model, not a curated record. The transcript has 4 exons. Lineage: Eukaryota; Metazoa; Arthropoda; Insecta; Hymenoptera; Formicidae. Bases 2833 to 3276 code for a protein of 147 amino acids.